AUGGCCCAAAACUCUACCGCCCAGUCUGCAACUCCCGGUCGUGCUCCUCGCAAACCAUACGUUCGAUUGGUCACGGAUAAACGACGUGAGCAGAAUAGGAGGGCCCAGAAGGCAUAUCGCGAGAGACUAAAGAAGAAACUCAAGGUCCUCGAGGAGCAAGCUGUCUCAACCUCCAGCAACCUCGAUACCCCCCUGGUGUCCACCACCGACAUCAACGUGGAAGAUGUCCCUUUGUUUCGGAAGCCCUCCCAGACGACAAAUCGCCUAGACCCUCGCGUCAUCGAUCUGGCAGAUGCAUUCGUGGCUGCUGGAGACCUGCCCUUUGGCCAAGGGUCGAUUCCGAGUAUUCGGGCACCGGUCGCUCCUCCUUCUCCCACCCCCGAUCUCGAGUCAGUGGAGCACGUUCACGAUGACUAUGGCGAUAUGAACCUGGGGGGGAUCUGGGCAGGGCCGCAGAAUUCCCCCCGCCAGGACUCCGUUCCGUCUGCGUCUCAUUCGAAAUCCCCGGUCCGGAUGACCUUUGCACCCCACCGUAUUCCCAAUAGAUUCCGCUUCCCUUCUCCCAAGACCGUUGCGGAUCCCUACAUCAACCAUAUGCGCCUGGUUGGUGAGGACAACAUUGAAGCCUCCCUCGCCAUUGGCCUAUCGAUCGGUAUCUCUCGCUCCGCAUACCUCAACGACCAUCCUUCCAAUUUCCCCAGUUGCUACGUCGCUCUCAACAAUCUGUACCCAAGGAACUCAACAUCGAGCCAUGUAGAGUACCAAUUCUUCGACACCGCCAUCUCGAUCACGCCUCAAUUGCAUCAUCACAUGAACUCCGUCAACAGCACCCUCCGCCCCAGCCCUGCCCAGCUGCUCCACCCGCACCCCAGCUACCUCGACUGUAUCAUAUUCCCCCAUUUCCGGGACCAAGCGGUCCGUGCCGCCGUCCAAGGUGUCCUCGACCACGCCGAAUUGUUCCAGGACCUUGUGCACGGUGGACUCGUAUGUUGGGGAGGAACCUCGGGGCUGGUGAACAGGUAUUCGAGAAAACCUUCGUGCCGGAAGCGGGAUAUGCGCGAUAGUGUAGCGUGGAGCACUCGCAGCUGGGAAGCGAAGCGAUGGUUCUUGAAGAAGUGGACGUGGUUGAUUGGGACCGAGGAGGAUGAAGAGGCCAGAGGUGAUGUCGAUGGCAUCUGGAAGAGUAGUCGGUGGUGGCGGAGUAUGAGAGGCGAGUUCGAUAGCGACGAGGAAGAUGAAGCUGAAGAUGAGGUCCAGGAGAUCCUAGAUGAAGAGCAGGAUAAAAAGUUCACCGACGGGUCCGGCCGCGGUCACGGUCGGUCAGAGCGUCCGUAA
Molecule: messenger RNA, 1335 nt
Organism: Rhinocladiella mackenziei CBS 650.93
Lineage: Eukaryota; Fungi; Ascomycota; Eurotiomycetes; Chaetothyriales; Herpotrichiellaceae
Exons: 1
Coding region: 1-1335 (444 amino acids)
Biological process (GO): regulation of DNA-templated transcription
Molecular function (GO): DNA-binding transcription factor activity
Source: RefSeq, a predicted model, not a curated record